Messenger RNA from Chilo suppressalis (striped riceborer), 2859 nucleotides. NCBI's taxonomy places the organism in Eukaryota, Metazoa, Arthropoda, Insecta, Lepidoptera, Crambidae. The record is from the annotation of a GenBank genome assembly.
UGACAAGUUAAGAAACACGGCAAAGUUAUAUAUUAUUUAUUUUAAUAAAACUACUCGCUUCCUACCAACUCCAGUUUCACUUCCACCUGGCGAAGUGCUUGUCGAGUUCAAAUUCUGUAUGUGUAUCUCUACCAAUUGCCUCACCAAGUUAGUUGUAUCCACGUUCGUGUGAACAAUUAGCUCGAACACCUUCAAUUGUUCUAGAGUCCUCCAUUCGUUCUUGUGGUGUAUUGCUACGUUGAAUAGUUCGUUUAGAACAUCUCUCGCCUUCUUGAUCAUGCUGAGAAUAAACCCUGCUUUAUAAGGAGCGUCGUCUCUGUACUUAUUCUUUAUGUGGUCUAUAGAUUUGAUUCUUCUGUUAGUAUCAUGUACAGUUUGCUCAACCAGUGUUGCUAUUUUCACUUUUAUGUCUGCGUCUCUGUCUUGGUCCCUGUAACCUUCUCUGCGUAUGUUAGAUUUUUCGAGAAGGUUCCUUCGUAGAACAUUCGUUUCUGUAGUGCUCUUGAGGGGUGGAUAAUUAUUUUCUUCUUGGGAACUAUCGCUAUCUUCCUCGCUUUCAAAUGACGACCGCGUAUCAGUUUUGAGUACGUCAAUGAAUUUUAAACAUAAACUUUCUUUCAUGAUGCAUAAUAUACCUAAAUUUAAAAUUUCAUUAUUCAUUUAUUUUUCGUUAAAUAGUAUCCUAUGAAAAAUACUUGUAUCAUGAAAGGACUAUCUAUGACUAUGUACCUUUUUAUAGGUUUGAUCAAAAAUUGUUAAAAAAUUCAUAUUAAUCUAAUAUUAAGAACUUUCUAUUACUCGCCAGAUACAGAAGCUUCUUUGAAAUCUAUAAGGUACAAUUUACACUUUAUAGCUAGCAUCAAAAGCAUAAGAUAUAAUGUAGGAAUAAUAGUUAAAUUAAUGUUUUGCUUCACCUCAAAAUUAUCUUUACAUUCAACAUUUAAAUUUUUCAACAACUGACAUUAACAUUUAGUGAAAUUGCCUAACAAAACUUUAAUUAAUGGUGAUAUGCUGACAAAACAUAAUAAUAAUACUUCAAAAAAAAAAAAAGAAUAUAAAAUACUUACAUAUCAUCAUAAUUCUUAAUGCUAUCUUCAUAUUUGUACUUUAUAUUUUGACAUCAUACGACGUGACAAGUUUAUGAACAUAAUUAUUUUACUAGCAAAAAUUAUUAGUUUGAGUACCUACAAGAAAAUAUUUUAUGACAGCAUUUCGAAUCUUUACGACCUUUUUCUUAAUUAAUAUUGAAAAAUUUAUGAGCAUCAAGCUGUUUCCAGCACAUGAACUGAACACAUUUAAUAAUACUAAGUUCCUAAGUAUUAAAGGAAAACAUAAUAAAUGAAAUAAUUGUCCACCUCUUAAUCCUGUCGUACUUGAGUUGACUACGCUCGGGAUUAUAGCGUGCUCUCUUGAUCCAACUAAAAUUAAAUUAACUGUUCUCUCUCUUUGUAUGAUCUUUCAAAGAUAUAAAGAGGGAAGACAAUAUUUGAUUAAAGGGCUAAGGAAUCCGGCUGUGAAAUAUGAAGUCCAUUUUUUCCAGUCUAUCAUUGGCCAGAGUUACGACGCUCUCGCGUAUGGCGCAAUUUUCUUUACGAAACUUUUGUAGGCAAUAAAGAAAGCGCUCCACUUUGGAAUUUCCGGUAUCAGAGUUUAGGGACGUCCAUAGAGCAAGAAUGUAACAAGAGCUGAGAAUAUAAGCGCCUGCAGGGAGUGCACGACUGAAGUUAGAAUACUCUUUGACGAUUAUUGUCAAAAUUUCUCGUGAGUGAUAAUGUUUUUAAAAAAAUCUUCGAGCUUGCUAUUGAGAAUAUUAGAGCAUCAGAGAACAGAAAUAUUAAAGUUUAGAAAAUGCCACAGUCUAUUUGGAGUCAAAGAACUAUUGCAAAGAGAAAAGGUUAGCAAUUUUCGCAUUCUCCAAGCAAAGAGCAGCGACCACGAUAUGGCGGUGGAGCUGAUCAAAAGGCAUUACCUGAGCGAGCACAUUAUGGUGCGCGCGCGCCGCAUGGACCUCAACGACCGGGCUUUAGACGAGUAUCUCAUCAGCAUGUUGAAGCAAGGUAACACUUUAUACGCCAAAACUGAAGACGGCGAGGUGGCUGGUGUGUGCAUUAACUUCGCCAGUAGCCAUGUCGACCCGAGGAAUUUGCGGCUUUACGCGUACUAUCGACAAAAUCCCAACACAAAGGACUUGCUCUGCUUUAUUGCGCAACUGCAAGAGACUCCUAAUCUUUGGGAAAUAUUUAAGCAACCGAAGAUAUUUGAGAUCAAAAUGCUGACAGUUUUGCCAGAAUUUCGAAGGCAAGGUUUAGCAGUAUUGCUAGCGGAAAAAUCUAAGUUGCAAGCGUUAGAUCAAGGUUAUAAAGUCAUCCGAAUGGACUGCAUUAAUGCUCACGAUUACAAAGUGGCCGAGCGGUGUAUGCUACAAUGCAUCGUCAAGUUUCCUUUACACAAGUUACGCGGCGAAAACGUCCCUUACAUCAAACGCGGAUCAGAGUUCAACCGUUGCGUGCGCGUGUACGUGGAUGCGCGUACGCAGGCAGAUGUACCGGACAAGAACUUCGUCAAACAUAGACAGAUGGAUUUGGAUAGCCUUAUUGAAUAGACAUUGGCUUCUGCAAUCAACUUCCAGUCAAAAGUAUAGAUAAUCUGGUUCCUUUACUUAACAGAAGCCCAAGCAUGAUUUUUUUCAGCUCCGUAAAGUAUCGUAAUCCUCAAAUUGUAAAUGGAAAAAGCUAGUUUGUUCUUACGUCCGAUAGGGGCGGCGCUGCUUAGUUUUCAUAGAAACUUUGACGAUGCGAUACAUGAUUCUCUAAACUUAAAACUAAAUUCAACAUCAGUCUCUCCUUUUCAUUCUGUAUA